AAGCUCGGGUUUUCGCUGAGGAAACGGUGGGAUGUGGGCUUUGCUGGCCUUGAUUGGGUUGUGGCAAAUGCAGUGGGUUGAAACUUGGGAAGAUGAAGCCAGAUUUAGACUGACUUGUCCAGAUGCCUCAUACUGGCACUAUUGGAAUGGGACUUGUUAUUGUCUAGAAGAAAAUCAAGAGGGGACUUGGACUGAAGCAUUAAAGUUUUGCAAGAGAUAUACAUCUACAGAGUUAGUGACGUUUAACAGUGUUCAGGAAAAAAACUGGAUUUUAGAUUUACCUUUGGACAACUUUUGGAUUGGAUUGAAUAAUUUGGAAGAAACUCAAAGCUUUUCGUGGUCAGAAGGCACACGAGCAAAUGCAACUUCUUGGUUUCAGCUAUCAAAUCCAGUUCAGCCAAAUACUUGUGUGAAAGUUUCCAAACACAGCUUGGUUGCUGUCAAUUGUGAUACGAAAGCCCAUUGGAUUUGUCAACGAUCUGCAGUUGCUGAGAGAUAUCAAGAACAUAAAGGAAAGGUGCUUUUAUCACCAAAAGGUUCUAUGUCUCAAGUCCACACAGAUUUGAUUUCUGCAAAAAUAGCAUGUUUGGAGCUUAGAGAGCAGUGUACAGGAAUAACAACCUGGAAUAAUGCCUAUGCACUUGCCAGAGGAAGAGUUUUGCUAAAAAGCAAGGAAAAACAGUCUGUAGCAUAUGUCAAAUCAGAUUGUUCCUUGGGUUACUUUGGAAUAAACUGUUCCUCUGUUUGCAAUAGAUGCUAUGGUGAUGAAUUGUGUAAUCCCUAUACAGGAGAUUGUGAUAUUUUCCAUUCUUGCAGAUCUCAAGAUUCUCCUGCUGUUUGUGAACAAGCUUUGAACAGUGUAUGGUGCCCUCAGUUUUCUGGCUGGAGAUACUGGGAGAAUAACUGCUAUUAUUUUAGUGCUGAAAAGGCAGCCAAUUGGACACUUGCUCGUAAGCAGUGUAGAAGAUUCAGAAGUACAGACUUGAUUUGGAUCGACAAGAAAAAUGAAAUGGAUUGGAUAUCAUCUGCAGUGUCACGUGAGAUUUUGUGGACUGGAUUAAAUAGUAGGAAGAAAACAGCUAUAUGGGUUUGGUCAGAUUCAAGAUCGGCAGCUAAAGAAAUACGGUGGUUAAAAUUGGAAGGGAAUCCUUCUGGAAGAUGUGUAGGUUUAUAUCCUGCUAAUAAAACAGCCCUAAAGAUACAUUGUUCUGAAGACCAUAGGUGGAUUUGUAAGAGAAAGGAAAGGGUAGAUCUUUUUGAUCUCUACACUGAUAACUUUCUGUCAGGACCAUUAGACCCAACAAUUUAUACAACUCUUUCCACUGCUGUAGUAGACUGCUUAAGUGAUUCCAACUGCUCAGGGAUAGUGCAAGAUAGCCGAUUCUUUAGAAGAACAAGAGGUAUAGAUGAAAUUGCUGCAUCUGAUGAAAAUGUAUUUACAUAUAAAAGACGAGAAUGUUCCCUUGGUUACUAUGGCAAUAACUGUGGCUUUCUUUGUAAGAAAUGCUAUGGAGGAUUCAGAUGUAAUUCAAUAACUGGAAAAUGCCCAGAAAGAUUGUACUGCCAUGGUCAAUUCAAAGGUGAAAUGUGUGAAUUAGGCCUCAAAAGUCCAAAAUGUCCCUAUAAUGCACCAUGGUGGUAUUUUGAUGGACAUUGCUAUUAUUUUGAAAAGGAAAAAAAAGGUGACUUUGCUUGGGCAGAAAAACGAUGUUCCUACUACAAGGAUUCAUAUCUUGUCUGGAUUUCAAAUGAAAAAGAAAAGACAUGGCUUGAUGCUAUGUUGGAAAAGGGGAGCUGGAUUGGUUUGCGACAGAAGGAAUUUAAAUGGGAAUUCAUUCAUAAGGUUGGAACAGUUCCUUUGUCAAGUUAUACCUGGCUUUGGGAUUUCCCUUCAACGAAAAAUAGAUGUGCUAUGAUGAUGAAAGGAAGAGGCCUUCAAGCAUUGCAAUGUACUGAACAGCAUUCCUACAUAUGUAAAAUACAAAUAGGUGCUCUUACUAAAUGUUUUACUGAGUACCCUGGGAAAAUAAUGCUGAGUCCUUAUGGUCUGGCUGAAUAUCAAGAACUUGAAGAUGCAAGAUACCAUUGUAUAAUAAAUGUGAAUUGUACUGGAAUAAGUAGCUGGCCACGUGAACAUUUUCCUGUCACAGGAACAGAAAUGGUGGAGGCUUCAGAUAAUCACGUAGUUUACUUAAAAACAAGUUGCAAAGUAGGACGUUAUGGAUAUGCAUGUGAAGAAGAAUGUACAGAAUGCAGAAAUUCCUCACUUUGUAACAUGAUAACUGGCUUUUGUGAUGAGAAUACCACCUGCGUAGAUAAGAAUUCUCUAGAGAGUUGUUCCGGGUCCUCUAUCAGUGAGAGAUGCCCAGAUAUGACUAAAUGGCGCUACUGGAAUAGAUACUGUUAUUAUUUUGUAAGUUCUUUUGAUACAUGGGAACAGGCAAAUUCUUCCUGCAGUCGGUUUAGAGCUUCUGAACUUCUAUGGAUUGAAGACGAAGAUGAUUUGAAAUGGUUGAAAAUGUUUAUCAUACAGCCAAUAUGGGUAGGAUUGCAAGAAUUAAAUCAUGAUGGAAUCUGGGCUUGGUCUCAUGAAGAUAGUGCACAACAUUCAUUGAAAUGGAUGAAUCUUCACCUAAGCCUUAGGUGGAAAGGAUGUGUAGAACUUUCACAUGGAGGUGAUUUCAGUGCAGAUCACUGUUAUGAAAAGAAAAAGUCAGCAUGCAAAAGACCAGCUGAACGAGACCUUGAUAUAUUUUCCGGCUUUUGGGAUUCUGUGGUAAUCUCAACAACAUUAAGUUUAUCAGCCAAUUCUUCUUACAAUGAUUCAAAGGAUGAAUGUAUUAAAGACCCUGGUUGUCCUGGCUAUGGCUUAUGGCAAAAUGGAUAUUUCCAAUUAAAUGGCUAUACCUUGGUUGGUGGAGGGUUUGGCCCAAGUGUACUGUUUUUAAAAUCAGUAUGUGAUCAUGGAUAUUAUGGAGAAGACUGUAAUUUUAAUUGCCCAAGUUGCCAUUGGGGGAAGUUAUGCCACCCUGUAAGUGGAACAUGUGAGAAACCCAUUAUUUGUGCUGCACCAGAAAGUGUAGGCACAUGUUCUUUGGGUUUAUACAGCUUAAAAUGUUCCCUGGGCGCUGGCUGGUGGUAUUGGCGAGGAACAUGUUAUUGGAUAGAAAAAGAUAAAAAAGUGACGUGGGAAGAAGCUUUGCUGUUGUGUAGUCAUUUUAAAAACACUAGUCUACUUCAACUGGAUAGUCGUAGGGAAAAGGUGUGGCUUCAAGAGAUGAUAAAUCAACCAAUGUGGGUAGGACUGAAAUGGCAUGAAGAAAUAAUGGAGUGGCUAUGGGGAGAUGGGACAUCAACAAAUACUAGUAGAAAAUGGUUACAGAUACAAGGAAACAAGCUUGGUAGCUGUGGCACACUUAUCCAAAGAUCAUUAGCACUGCGAUCUGCAAAAUGCAAUGUCAAGCUCAACUUCAUAUGUAAAAGAAAUGAAGAUGUGAAUAUAUUUGAGAAAUAUGAAGGCCACAUAAUACCACAAAGGGAAAUGGUACUGCCUAAGAGUUUCCUUAAUUUGCAAUCCGCUGAGGAAGAAUGCAUUUUUGAAAGAACUAUUUGUACUGGUGUAGUCUUCUCAAAGAAGCACUACCAUGUGGUCAGUGGAACAGAGAUAUUCAAAAGUCUUAAGGCAAAGGAUAUAUUAUACUUGAAGUCUGUUUGUAGUGCUGGAUUUUAUGGCACAAGCUGUCAAUCCAAAUGCCCAAAGUGUAAAGAUGACCUUCCCUGCAAUCCUAUCACUGGCAAAUGUAUAGCUCCUACUCUAACAAAAUGUGGCUUAGACUCACCAGAUCCAAAAUGUAUUAUUCCAGUUUUCACAGGCAUAUGUCCAAAACUACCCCAGUGGUAUUAUUUUUCCAAAGCAUGUUAUUAUGUGGAAAACAUUGAAAAAGAUACAUGGGAUAAUGCAAGGAUUGCUUGCCAAGGAUUUAAGAAAACAGACUUAGUUAAAAUUACAAACAGCCGUGAAAAGAUGUGGGUACAAUAUAAAGGAGAUGACAGCUGGGUUGGUUUCAUCUUCUACAAGCGAACCUCUCAGUAUCUUUGGGUUGAUAAUUCAUCUUCAGUUUUUCAAAAUGCAUGGGUGAUUAGGCGAAAUAGAAGAUACAUACCCUCUUAUUAUGACUGUGGAGUUGCUUUCAAAGAUUAUCUUUCUGUGGUAGAUUGUUCCCAUCACAGAAAAUGGAUCUGCAAAAGAGAAGAAGUUGUUGAUCUCUUUACGGAACAUGAUGGAAGAGCAUUUUAUUUUCCUGAUGGAGAAACGUCUAAGUAUUCUUCCUUGACUGAAGCUAAGCAGGCCUGUUUAGCCUGGGAAACAUGUACUGGAGUGACACAUUUUGAAAAAUAUUUCCUCCUGCACAAAAGUAUAGACCUAUAUAAUACUAGAGACAAAACAGUCAGAACCUCGAUCAAAUCAAUUUGUUCUGCUGGAAGAUAUGGGGAGACAUGUGAGCGUGUGUGUCCCAAGUGUGAUGAUGAUGUACCAUGUAACCCACAUACCGGGUUGUGUAGUGAUAGCGUGUUCUGCAGCAAAAAUGAUCAUUCAUUCACUUGCAAAACAGGAACCUUGAUUGGUGGAAGGUGUCCUGUUGAAGAUAAUUGGCUAUAUUGGCGUGGCAGCUGUUACUACAUCCAUAAAGGAGAAAAUAAAAAAUGGCGACAGGCAAGAUAUAUGUGCAGGCAGUAUAGCAAUACAGACCUUCUCUGGAUAACCAGUAAAGCUGAAAAGAAAUUCCUUCUAUCUAUAUUGCCCAGUGGAACUUAUUGGAUUGGUCUUAAUGGGAUUAAAUUUUGUACCCAUGUGCGAUGGUCAUACACUGAUGUUUCAGAUUUAGAUAUAGAAUGGUUAUAUAAGAAUUCAUGGUCAAUCUUUUGGAAGUGCUGUGUAUAUCUCACCGUUCCUAAAGGUUCACUGAUAGGAACUGGAUGCAUCUGGAACAAUUUAUGGAUUUGCAAAAGAAGAGAAGAAGAAACAAAGGAUUUUCGUAAAUUUGAUGGCUAUUUUCUUGGCUUUACCAAAGACAGUAAAUUAGUCAACUACACAUCAUUAAGUGAAGCCUUUCAACAUUGUAGAACUGAAGGAAAACAUUGUACCGGAAUUCAGAGAAUAAGAACUAUUUAUAUAACAUUACUUGCAAAACGAUUGGUGCUUAUCAUUGGUAACGAUGCAACUCUCUAUACAGCGUAUUUGAAAAGUGCAUGUGCACUGCGUUAUUAUGGUGCAGAGUGUGGCAUGGCUUGCAGUUGCAAUGGAAGUGAAAGUUGCAAUCCAUUAAAUGGAGAGUGUGCAGAAAAUGAGCAGUGUAAUGAAAACCACAUAAAAAACUAUUGUCAACAAGAUGUAAUUCAUCUUAAAUGUCCACAAGAUCGUGGAUGGUGGUAUUGGAAUAACAGCUGUUAUUAUAUAGAACCAGCAAAACUCUUGACAUGGGAAGAAGCAAAAAAAUUCUGCAUGGCUUAUCAUGAAACUAAACUACUACCAAAUCCAAGUGAUGAGGAAAAGGUGUGGCUAAUUACUAUGUUAAAGAAUGAUACAUGGAUUGAGUCUAAAAGGAGAAAAAUGGAUAUGACAAAUAGUAAAGAUUCCUAUAAACAAGUUCUUUCCACCUGCACCCGAAUGAAACAGAAAGGUACUUUUGAAACUGUUACUUGUUCAUCCUUGGCCAGCUGGGUUUGUAAAAGAAGCGUAGAUGCCAACAUGUUUUGGGAAUACUCUAAAAAAAUACUUCUCUUUCCAUUGAGCAAAAGAACCUAUAAAAAUAAGGAAUAUGCAAUGUCAGCCUGUCUUUUAGAAAAAGAAUGCACUGGAAUUAGUUAUUGGAAAAAGAGAUAUCGACCAGUCAGUGGUAAAGAACUGGUUUCAACUAAAUCAAAAGGGGAUACUGCAUACAUAAAAACGGCCUGUAGUGAAGGACAUUAUGGAGACUAUUGUCAGAAAAUAUGUCCUGAAUGCCCAGCAGAUAGACCAUGCAACCGAUUAACAGGAGAAUGUGCUGAUGAAUUGACAUGUGCAGAAAAAAAGAAUAUGCAUCUCUGUAAAUUCAAACUGAAAAGCAAGUUUUGUUACCAUUCCUGGAUAUACUUCAAUAAACACUGUUAUUAUAUUCCUAAAUUUGGGGUGAUCAGUAAAGAUGACGCAGAAUAUAUGUGCGGGCAAUUUAAAGGAGCCGAACUGAUAAGCUUGGCUACCAUUCAAGAAAAGAAUUGGCUUGCUAAAAUAAUCACUGAAAAAAUUUGGCUUAAUUCAGUUGGCCCAGCUUUCUUCCCUAAAAGAAUGCUGUCAACAAUGGAAAAAAAGAUAACAGAAAGGGUUAUAACAGACACUGAGCAGCUGUGCCUUCAGAUGCUGCCUGGAGAAGGUCAUUUGGUGGCAGUUCCCUGUUCCUAUAAUGCUUCAUGGAUCUGCAAAACCCCUUUAGCUUCUACACAAGUAGAUGCUCCAGAAAAAUGGUGGAUGUCAUUGGUCACAUCCACUAUAGCAACCAUUAUUGUAUUGAUUGUGACUGUGUUUGUAACAUUUAAAUAUGGAGUCUGAAUUUCAUACAUUACAGACGAAGUGAAUCCCGCACUGCUUUAGUGAGAUGUCAAGAGCAGAAACUUGUGGAAAUAUAUUUUCAUCUAAAAAAAAGGGCAAAAUCUAAUGUGGAUAGUUGAUAGACUAAUUUAUUGAGUUUUUAUUGUUAUAUUAUUAAAUAUUUGUGAAUGGGUGGAUAAAGUUUUGUCACAGAAAUAGAAGAAAAAAUGCUAAAGAUUAAACAAUUGUUCAUCUGUUUUAAUAAACUUUGGAAAAUAACAGCA
This is a messenger RNA of Pantherophis guttatus, 6849 nucleotides long. RefSeq lists its product as uncharacterized. The record is from RefSeq and is a predicted model, not a curated record. NCBI's taxonomy places the organism in Eukaryota, Metazoa, Chordata, Lepidosauria, Squamata, Colubridae.